AUGGUGAAGAAUAAGAACAUUGGUGGGCGUCUUAAGCUCUCCUGUAAGACAAAAAAGACUGGCUUCCAGAGUACAAAAAGCAAGGACCAGACCCCUGUGGAUAACCCAGCAGGCAAUGAUGAUCCUGCUGUUCCUGCAGACAUCCAGACCACCAGUGAAGGUCAGCUGGGCUUUCCAGACAGGGUUUACCUGCUUGCAUCUGUCAUCUUCCAGAAUAACCAUCAGGAGAAGCCUGCUGCCCAGCAGUUAGUGAAUUACGGCAAAGAGAGAGGGCUUCCAGUACCUGCAGUCAAAGAAGAAAAGAUGCAACGUGCAGCUUAUGAGCUCGCCUUUAACACGCUGAAAUGUGAGUUGCUGUUUUACACCAGCAGUAUUAAGUGGGUUUUCUCUGUUUUACAACUGGAUAGGAGAGACAUCAUCAAAGGGGUUUUCAGCAGCCUCUAUUUUGACUACUUUCAGGUCCCACUGCAUCAGGUAACACCUAGCCAACAACAGCUUUAAGAAUGAAAACGGAUGAUCCCAAAGAUUUGAAAUGACAGCCAGAAUUGAAUACAGAUUGACUGAUGAAGGGCAUGUGGAAGAGGAAAAAAGUCUGAUUGACCAGAGGGAAUACUGUACGUUGCCACAAAUCAAUUUUGCCCAUAAUCUGUUGUCUGGGAUAAGGGUGGGGUCCUGGUGGCUCAAGUCACAGGGCUGUGUAAUCACCAUGGCAAUAAGGGAGGGGAGGUGAGCUGACUGUCAGCACAGUGAAGAUGGCUGGAAUCGAUUUAUGCAUUCUUAGAGGAUGGAGAGGUCAGGGUGCAGGAACACCCCCGUAGCCACAAAUGAAUUUGUUUCUUCUCACCAUCUAACCCCUGAACUUGGAUAAGCCUUGGGCAUACAUGUCUGUCAGUUAAUGCAGAUCACCUUCAAAUAUCAUCACAAGUUCUGGUGCUUGUUGCAGUGACCUACAUUAGUGUUAUAGCUGGAGGUUGUGAUACUUAAAAUACACUGCAAGCAGCAAUGGAGAAUUCUAAGGAUAACAACAGAGAAUUUGUUAUCCUAACUCCAAGGAUAUUUUCUAUUUAAUAUUGUCUGUUCUCUUCAAGAGAGGAUGUCUGUACACAAUUUGUGACAAUUGAUAAUAAGUCUAGUUAAUAACGCAAAUGUAGCUUUUUUACUUUAAAAAUAUAGACAUAAUCCUUCAGCAGAGGAAAUAAAGGUCUGCUUGACCUUAAAACAAAUAAAAUGUAUGGUAUGUCUUCUAAAAUUGAAGCCCCCUUUAAUCCAGAGUCUGUUUAAAAGACAAAUUCCCUUUGUUUCUUUCUGACCCCAAUUCCCCGUGCCUGGCUUUUCUGGCUCGCUCGAUCGCUCCUUUGUAGAGUUUUAGAUUAUAGUAGACUCCAACAGAGAUCACUUGAAGAAAGCAGGUGCUAAAAAAUUAUCACUGAGUAGUUAAGAGGAUGAAAGAUGGAUACCUGCUCUGGUUGCUUUAUACCUAAUAACAUGCUUUCUGUUCAUGGGAGCGUAAGGUAACCGAAUAUGGUUGUAAGAUUUUCAUGCUUCUUUGGUAAAUCAUCUUUGCACCACAAACCAACAUCAUUGGGACACAGAACAGCAUAUCUCUGAUGACUGUUUAUGUUAAACAUUGCCCUGAUCACAUACAUAUUUUGGCCACAUAUUGGAUCCACUCACGCUGACAGUGCAAUAAAAUUGGAUGCAGAUAAAAUGACACAGCCUGAAAACCAAUGUUAAUCUGUACUUUUUCUCCUCCCUCCCACGAAUUGCCUGACUUUUGGUGCAGAAAUUGAUUUGUUAGUCGCACACAUCCAUACGGGUUGUCACACAUACACAUGCAGGCACACAAGACUCAUCAUUCAUGCACUGCGUUAGCAUGACUGAUCCAAGAUUGAGCUGAGGUGGUUGUAAACCUGAGGAAAUGCUUAAGUAGCAAAAAAAUAAAUCCACCGAAAAAAAAAAAAAAAAAAAAAAAACAGGGCAAAAUGCCAAUGCUUUUGUAUCGAUCCUGUGAUUUUAACUCUUAUCUGCUGAAAACAAGGAAGUCUGUAAGCUCUCUGACAGUGGCUGAGAAUACAGAUUUGUAUGGUGCUGUCCUGCUGUCCUUGUCAGUAAUACUGACGUAUUGAGGGGGAACAGAUAAUAAUGUUUCCUCUAGUGUAAAUCUGACAUUUUAUAAAAUAUGACUUGGCUCAAAUGAGAAUUUUAGUGGUCUAGUUGUUUUCUGGUAUGUCCUUUCUUUUUUUCCACUUAACUCUGCCUUGUUUUUAUAUCUUCAGGGCUCCGCUAUUCUGCUGACCUUGUCUCUUUUAAAGCGUUUUAUUCAUAUCUGACUGACUGGCUGAUUACUGACCUAGAGGCAGUUUGUUCUCAGGGUUUUUUUCUGGCUAACUCAAACUGCAUGCUCUCAGUUGUUGGGUUCUGUGAGUUAUGUAACAAGUUUUGUGUGAAAUAUAUCCGUAAAAUAUUAGUUGAUCUUGUUGCCAGCAACAAGAACCACCCCCCUUCCUCUCCCCCUUCUGUCCUGCGUCCCCCUUCGUUCCGCUGGCUACUCCUCUGAGUGUUUCAGCCUCAUUGUCCAUACUGCCCAACCAGGCUGCCAGACGCCCUUGUCAAAUGACUGUGGCUGCGGCUGCUGCUGUAUUCUCUCUGUACGGCUAAAAAGGUUCUUGGACCACUUUGUAUAAGGCUGGAUUUAGAGCUUGAGGGAAAGGCUUUUUUCGUCCUUGACCACGGUCACAGCAGUUACCACCAGUAUGCCUCAGCAAAUAUUAAAUUGUCCAGGUAGUUAGAAUAUAAUAAGUGAGAUAGAUCUGCCAUUUAGCUGAAAGGUGGUUGUAUAACUCAUGGCACAUACUCCUUUUGGCUGGUCCUCUGUUAGAUUAAUGUGCAACCGGGUGUACUGAUGCACAACAAUGUGAGACAAAAAGCUAGCUGAAAGAAGAAGAGCCUGGGUUAAGAUCUGGCUCUUUCACAAAGGAUCUGUUUGACUGCAGUCACCAUCAGUCACUGCUCAUUGUGUAAUACCUGGAUGGAUGCCACAGAAACACUCCAAGCUCAACACUUUCCUGUAAUGACCAGCGCCUUCUGCUGCUCCAUGACUUGACUUUUUUUUUUUUUUUUGUAUGACUGAUUUCACACUUCUUCCCUUCUACUGUAUAUUUGAGGAAUUCUGUGUCUGUUGUGUGAAGAUGAUCACUGGGGAUGAUUUAUAGCAGAGUUUUCUCUGUUUUACUCAACCCGCUCUGUGUGAUUUAUAGCAUGCUGAAAACUAUGCCCUCUAAAGACCCAACAAUCAUGGAACCCCUCUUGGGCCUGAGCUGCUCUGUGUGCUUAUCUCUUCAUGGCUUAUCUUUAAGACCUUCUGCAGUGGCUACUAUUUAAAGACCUCAUUGACCUGCAUCAGCUAUAAAUUUGACCAGUGCUGAUGAUACGCAUUUGUCUUCACAAUUUCAGAUAAGCUUUCUCUUUAAUAGCAGUAGUACAAGCAUUUACUUGUGUUGCCUGUUUUUGGUGUGACAGAAGCACAGUAUUAAAUAAUUUUGUGCAUAUUAUAUAGAUUUCCUUCUGAUCUAUCGUAUGUACAUUGUAUUUAUCACGUCUGGGUUAUUAAUAUUAGCUUCACAAAAGGUUUUGUGUAUAAAGUUUUUUUUUUUUCAAAAAGCGCCAUAUACCUUUUCUACUCGAGGAGCAUUUUUACUCUUUAGUUGCAAAUGCUUAAGAAGGUCUGUGGCUGAAAUUGUCCGUUGCUAGGUGAUAUGUUUUCGUGUCCUGAUUAAUUAAGGUAAUAGACAUUUAUUGUGAGAGUUGGACCUCGCCAGGGCUGCCCUUUGUCACCGGUUCUGUUCAUAACCUUUAUGGACAGAUUUUCUAGGCGCAGCCGGGGGGUGGAGGGUGUCCAGUUCGGCAGGCAGAGGAUCACGUCGCUGCUUUUUGCGGAUGAUGUGGUACUUCUAGCUUUGUCGUUUGCGGCCGAGUGUGAAGUGGCUGGGAUGCGAAUCAGCACCUCCAAGUCCGAGGCCAUGGUCCUCAGUCGGAAGAAGGUAGAUUGCUUUCUCCAGGUCGGCGGGGCGGUCCUGCCUCAAGUGGAGGAGUUCAAGUAUCUCGGGAUCUUGUUCAUGAGUGAGGGUAGGAUGGAACGGGAGAUCGACAGGUGGAUCAGAGAGGCGUCAGCAGUGAUGCAGACGCUUAACCGAUCAGUUGUGGUGAAGAAAGAGCUGAGCUGUAAGGCGAGACUCUCAAUUAACUGGUCGAUCUACGUGCGGACCCUCACCAAUGGCCAUGAACUUUGGGUAAUGACCGAAAGAACAAGAUCGUGGAUACAAGCGGCUGAAAUGGGUUUCCUUUGCAGGGUGGCCGGGCUCAGCCUUAGCGAUAGGGUAAGGAGCUUUGACACUUGGGAGGCGCUCAAAGUAGAACCGCUGCUCCUCCACAUCGAGAAGAGUCAGUUGAGGUGGCUCGGGCAUUUAGUUCGGAUGCCCUCUGGACGCCUCCCAUUAGAGGUGUUCCAGACAUGUCCCACCGGGAGGAGACCUCGUGGCCGGCACAGGACCAGGUGGAGAGAUUAUAUCUCUUGCCUGGCCUGGGAGCACCUGGGAAUCCCCUCGUUGAGAGGAGCUGGUGGAAGUGGCUGGGGUGAGGGCCGCCUGGGCUUCCCUCCUGAAGCUGCUGCCCUCACGACCCGGACCCGGAUGAAGCGGAAGAAAACAAUGACGACAACAACAUUUAUUGUGGUGGAUUUUUUUUUUACAUUAGGAUAUAACUGUUUGCAGAUGCGUUUGUUGGUCUUCUUCAAUGGUUUCUACCCAGUGUGCAUCUGUGAGAACUAGAGUUCAGAUUGGUAUAAUUUGUGUUAUUGUGAUAAGAGAGAGAAGCCAUGGUUUACAUGUUUUCUUGAUGGAUAACUCUAACCUGAGCUCACCUCUGAAGCUAAAGAAGCGCUCCCGUCGAGAAUAAGAAUGAACCAAAGAAAAACCACAAAUAAACUUGACAUGAACUACAUCUAAAUAUUAAUCUCAGUUCUUACUCCUGCACAAAUACCUAAUUUCCGCCUUUUGUAUAUACACCUCCGUGGUAACAAUGUGAGGCCAUUUCCAACCCUGUUAGUAGCAUGAACAUAUUGGUGAAAUGAACCUUUUCCCAUUUUCAGUGUGUAAUGAGCAAACAGGAUACGAGCAGUGUGGCUCCGCUAGCAGCUGAUAUUUAAUCCUCACCUGGAUAAACUGGAUCCUGAUAGCAUCUUCCUCUGCAACUCAUAUUUAAAAGGAAAUACCUACUGUUAACAGAUGGAAAUUGAAGGGAUGUGUCUAUCUGCUCUCUUAUGUAUAUUUAUAGGAGAAAUAUCCUGUUGGCUGCCAAGAUAGUUGCUGCCUUGAUGAUAUCACAGCCAGAGCAUAAAGAUGAAAUGCUAUUUGAUCCAUGCUGUGAUGUCUGAUAGGCAGCUCUCACUUCUUUUCAGAAUGUACUUUACCUUUCAGACUGCUAUUCAGAUUUUAUAAGAAGGUCACAGUGAAAUUGUACUGUUGAAGAAAGAAUGAUCCCAAACCUGACGGACACUAGACCCAAAUAAAGUUGUGCAGCACAUUUAUUGAUUUAAUGAAAAUUGUUACAUAAGACAAAUGAGUCUCUAUAUUUAUUUUUUGCAACUAACAGCUGAUAAAGAAUGAAGAUAACUAGAUUCAUAUGAUCAUAUCUCACCAUUAGUGUUCAGAUGUAGUUAUUUGUUAUUUGAGAUGUCAUUAAUGUCAUUAGCCCCUAGAUUUCACACACCCACUUAACCAAGACACAAUGAAUGAAAGAAAUUAGGCAAAUGAAGCAUCAGAUUACCUCUAAUUAAGCAGCAAAUAAGCGUUGAAUUACGGUAAAUUUACCCCCCUCAUCUAAUUGAAUUAUCAUUCAGAAUUAAAUCAGGAUCAUUGAGGGUGCCUCUAGGAGCCUCUCUUUGUUUAUCUUAAUCUCUUUUCCCUCUUUUCCUUUCUAGACACGUUCUCACCAUUAGACAUGGAUUUCUCCUUUGUAGCUUAUAUUUUCCCAGUAAAUGGAUUGGAGUGAUUUUUUUCUCUGCCCUUGUCUCCUGCUCUAAAUGAAAGAGUAAGGAUGGGUUUCUGGGGAUAAUUAGAAACUGAUAUAAAAGAUGGGGCUAAUUUGCAUUAUUAUUAAUCAAACACAUAAGUAGUAAUAAAAAUUCCAAUUCCCAUCAUUCCAUCUUACACUACUUGACUCUGUUUCUGUACAGAUCAAGAGUUGCUGGAGGACAUCAUGAUUGACAGCUGCUUUUUCCUAUCACGGCAAAUGGUAAGUGGCAAAUGGUAGGUGCAAUGUUUUUAAAUACAAUAUAUGAGUAAAGUGUAAAAAAAUAAAGCCCAAUCCCCUUGAGUGUGUUUUCAUUAGAGGCACAUCUGCGCCUUUCAGCUUGCCUCUGAAAAUCAAAGUCUUCUUGUUUCAGGGAAAAACUCGACUUAAGUUUCUGAUAUAACCUUGAUAUUUCUGUGUGUUUCUUUCUUUACAUCAUGCCGUUUUCUUCUGUCACUUCUGACACUGUUGUAGUCGUCUCUCGCCUAUGUUCAUGUCCUGACAGUUGGGCUUCACACAGUCUUUGUUCUGCUGUCUGAACCUCUAAUCGGGAAGUGUAAUAUUGAUGCACUACACCGAUGCGCUCCUUUCUUCAACUCACGAAGCACCAUGCAUCUUUGAUACUCCCCACCCUAAUCAAUGGCAAUAGCUCCCUUUGGAGUUACACAUCUAAAAGGUGCUUUGUGGCAGCAGUUGCCUGGAUUUGCCUUUAAUUGCUUUUCUCAAACAAAACAUCCCAUUAAUUAGUGAUGACAUCUAAAUGCUGUAACACCUCAGACAGAUGCGGUGUCUGUAAUCAACAGUGUCUUUCCUGCAUAUGUCCUUAUACUUCAAGAUGAAUGUCAUGACUGAAACUAAAGCCAUGCCUUGAGUUGUAAAAGACAGAUUCCCAGCACAGCCAUGAGUAGCGGGCUGUUAGACAGUGUAGAAACGCUGUGCUGCUGAAAUGCAGCGGUAUCCUCUGGAGGAGAUUGGCAUGUACUUUCGCCCUACUUUUAACGGUACACAUAAAAAGAAGCUGUGGAAACAGGAGGGUUGCUAGCUGCUUCUCUAACAGAGCUGAUGGUAAUAAAACAUUCACAGAGCCAGUCUGUGAGCAAGACGCUGGUUAAGAAGAAGAGUAAUGAAGCAAGGGGAGUGGAAUGUAACAGGAAAUAGAGCUGUCAUGGAGUAGCCAGGUUUUAGACAUGACUGUAAUGUAUAGGAAUAUAUGCAGACUCAUUAAUAGACAAGAAUGUGUGUAAUCAUCAGAGCAAGCUCAGCACACACAGUCACAUACAGUACACCCACUGUAGCCAAGUGAAAUAUGUCCAACGACGAAAUGAAUGGGUCUCCCUGUGUGUUGGUGGCAGGUCAUUACUCUGCAUGCUUCGAGCGAGACAAUAAAACCCAAACACAAUGAGACAGUCUUUAGAACUCACUCUCACCUCUUUUUUACACUGCUGGCAUCUAUAAAGUUCAACCUUGAUAGGGAGGAGAAAGAGGUGGGUGAGAGGGAGGGGCAGACCGGGAAAGAGGAGUUUAGUGUGUCACAUGAGGGUAUCAUGAAAAAAAUGAGAGUGAAUAAUGAAGAUAUAGAUAGGCUUGCAUUCUGAAAGAGCCUGGGGCACAUUCGAUCACAACAGAGGGAGAAAAUGAAGCCUAAACACUGCGGAGGAGGGAUUAACUGAAUGAUGGUAUAAAUGUGAGACAAGUGAAUUAUGUGCAUUUGCAAAUUUGACAUCAAAUUUAUAUAUACUAAAUGAAGCAGAUUUAACUUCAACCAUGUAUAAAAUUUCUCUGGAAAUACUAUAUUAUGUUGUCUUAUGUUAAAAAAUUAAUAUGCAUCAAAUUAGAAUUUGUAAUGAUACGUAUGGUAGUGUUUAUGGGACCAGUGUCGACCAUCAGUCAUGUUUGGCAUCUCGCAUUCAGCAGCUGAGAAAAUUCAGACCAGUCCCAUUUCUCUUGGCAAAUACCCUCAUAUGAGUUGACUAAUAACAGCCCACAUGUUUACUGUAGGACAGGUUCCCGCUAUGGGGAGCAGUUGCCGGGCAACUUAAUGACUGGGAAUUUUCCCACACCCAAGGGUUUCACCUUGGUAAAGGGCAAGUGGAGCUGAGGUGGAGUGACGACAUGAAAAGGGACCAGCUCAAUCUGUCUCUGAAACUGACCUUUGCAAAAAAAAUGAAAUCAAACCUCCUUGAAUAAAUUAAAUGAAUGAAUAUGAAGUGCUUGGCAAGUCUUUAGCUUGGGCGAAAACCACAGUUUACUGGUGACUCGGCUCAUUAGCCCAGUAGUGGGGAUGUUGCAAGCUGUUACUGCUGCAGAACACCAUCUGCCAAUUAUGUAGUUGGUGUCUUCCCACCCUUAGAGACAAAAAUGUGAAGAAGGAGUAGGAGAGAGGAACUUAGGUGUAUAAGAGACAGAAAGUGGAGAGCUGAAGGGAUCACAGUAGCCUAAUUGUCUUAAUCCACAGAGUAUGGACAGAGACGUAUCAAGUUUCCUCCAAUGUAGAAACGUAUUCCUUUUUACCGACAGCAACAGAGUCAUGUCAGGACAACCUUGGGCUAAUGAGUGUAAAGAGAGAGGUCAUGGAGAGAUAAAGCUGGAUAUGUAUCAAACAGAAUGCCUCUAUAAUAGCUGUUCCCUCGUUUAAAAACUACUAUCUCCAAUUAACUGUGGGAUUUUUUUCUGAUGCUCCAGGCAGAUGAUCAGAUGAGCCUUGUUGCCGUCAUGCUCUAUGACUUCCAGGACAGAAAGUUCCUCCCGCGGGAAUGCCAGAGGAGGGAAGAGCGCAUCCAGGAAGUAAGGGAGGUGGAGACCUAUCUCCUCAGGUAAGAGGACAAGGAAUAACAAGAAGGCAAAAACAUUGACAGGUUGAGUGGUAUUAUCAAAUUGGAGGAAAUUUUGUAAAGAAGAUGUAGGAAAGGUACAAAAGGACACUUCUUUUGUAUGUGUUGUUUGUAGGAGUAAAACAAAGCUGGCAGCCUCUCUGGCUCGCUGCAGGAUCAAACAUGAUCUUGUGUCCAUUGAAUGUAUUCUACCAGAGAGUGUAAAGAAGAAGCAGGAGAGGUCAAGCAGCCUCCCGCUUUACGCGUGGGUAAACACACAGAAGAGCAGGUAAGCAGGCGCAAACACACGCACCCCUCAUUUCCCUUCUCAGAGGUACAGACACCAUCUACUUAUACAUGCACACCUCUUUGUAAAAAUCAAAAUGCACUGUAAGCAUAUUAAGAGUGUGUGUAAGCACCUGCACACACCUAUACAUAUAUACGCAGACCUUUAACUUGAGGUACUACCUGAUGUUUUAUGGGCCAGGUAUCUAACUGACAUCCAAUUAAACCAGUGGACUAGGUGUGUGCGUGUGUAUGAGUGUGUGCACCUUUGUGUUGUUGGGUGAGUGUGUGUAGUGCAUGCUCUUUCACAUCCACUGACAGGCUGAUUCGGUUAGGUGUAAAUCCUGCUGCUGUGGACAGAUUCAAUCAGCAACAACCCUCAGCAAGCUCUGGGACUGUAAAGGUCACCUGAAGGGACUAGUUGUGUGCAUUUGUGUGUUUGUGUGUGUGUCUCCAUAUGUGUAUCUUAACAGCUUUUUUAUUGCCUAUUUCACCAUUAAAGGUCUUGAAAAGGCCACACAGCACUUCUACAUUAUUAUCUAUGAUGACAGCCCCCUCCCUUUUGUCUUACCUCUUACCUUCUUCUCAUGUCCUUCAUCUCUUCUCUUGGGCGUUCACUAAUUUGCUCUCUUCCGCUCUUUUCCUUUAAGCCUCAAUGAGGUCCAAAGUGUGCUGAUGACAGCAGGCUUCUUGCAGGUGGAAUCAAUUGGGCAGCUGGAAGGCCAGACCUUCUGCCAGGAUCCCCACUGUGGGGAUGUACUGGUAUUCCCUGCUCAGCUGAGGGCUCAGCUGUACUCUACCGAGCUGCUUAGCAACCACAAACUCAUCAUCCAGGUACGAGAGAGGAGCUGUCUGAAAAGAGCAGUCUCCUCCCUGUAGACUUUGAUUUAGUGUAUGAAAUCAGCCUGGUGCCAUCAAUCUCUGAUAUUCAUAAUUUCGCUUUGGUAAUAGACUUGCUCAAAUUGAUUAUGAGACUGAGAUCGCGUAUGCCAACCAAGAUUAGUUUGCCCUGAAACAAAUAUUUCACACCACUUCCUAUCAUCCGGCCAUACUUUACUCUGAGUCAUAAAGAUUUUUUCAGCUCGGGAGGGGGAGAGGAGUUUAAUCAUUUAAUUUCUACUCCAUUAAAGUCAAGCUGCCAUACAAACUGCAAGCAGCACACAGCACCACAACACAAUUAAAUCAGAUUUUGCAGCCAAAUUCAAUCAAAUAUUCAACACUGCUGGCUAAUUCAUCAUCCCUCCCUCUCUCUAUUUUAUGAACUUUCAUCUUGCUUUCUCCCUUCUUAUUCCUCUUUUCCUCUGUCCUUGUUCUUCUCGCUGGUUUGUCCUUGUGAUCUGGAUACCAACUACAGAAACUUAACCCAUCCCAAUGCUCCCAACGGGAUACAUUCAGCACUAUUUUCAGAGGGGACCCCAUUGAUUGAAGGACAUCUUGCCUGUAACUUGACUGCACUAUUAGUCUCAUUGUUUCUUCCAUCUCCUCUUCUUACCUGCCUACCUCCCCUUAGUACCUGCUUUGCACCAGCUGCUCCGAGCUCCCUCUCCCGUCUCAUCUAUUCCUGCCUCCAUAUAAUUUAUCACUCUCAUACAUUUUAAUAUCUUAAUCUUCCCUCUUUUUUUUCCUCACAAACUUACAAAAAAACUUGAAACCUGAAACUUAGCUUUGCUGUGCGUCAAAAAUGUAAUGUUUUUUUCUCAAUGUGCCUCUAGGAUAAAUCUUGCAGCCUAGGCCCGAAUGCAGUUUGCUCCGUGCUAACAGAGGAAGGAGAUGUUCUGAUGGUGGGAUGCUUCUCCAGCCUGACUGUCUCCCACACUGCUUCCCUCAUUCUCAAGAAACAUCAAACCAACUGCAAUAACCAGCCUACAGUGUAUGUUUGUGUCAGUGACCAUACUGACACCCAGAGAGAGGACCUACAUCAGGCCGUCAUCGCCAUGGGCUGCAAGAGUAUGCAUGAAAUGCUUUAGUGUGGUUUCUGUCUGCAUCUUCGCAUGGAGAUGAAAUCAGAGACAGUCGUUUUUCUGUCUUUGUUUUCAGUAAUUUAUAGUCCUUGUUUGUCAUUAUUUCUUGACCCAGUGAUUGAGGUUUAUGAUACUUAACACUGGCACUUAGGCCUGCUGCAGGAAUCCACAGUUUUCCACAAAUGACUCUUUUUCUGAGCAAAAGUUUGUCAAAUGACAGCUGGGAAGGGUUUUGCCCUUCUUUGACCCUAAAUGAGAUAAGUGAUAUAGAUGAUGCAUACAUGGAUGGGUGGAUAGAUAGACAGAUGGUUUAUAAGUAACAAAAGUUUGUGGUUAAAUUAUACUAAACAUUGAUUCGGCUCUCUUUUUGUUUGCAGGCCAAUACAAUAAAGUUUGAGGGAUGUGUAGAGAUAAUAUGAAAAGAAAAAUAUUGAAAAAAUUGUUGUUGUCAGUAAACCCUCAGAGAUUUGCUGGCUUUUAAGUCUGACUGUCUGAGCUGUAUGUAAAUAUCAUAUGCUUGUAGUUGUUGCCCCAUCAGUUAAUCAUUAGGGAAACAAUUAGCACGUAACGAGGCUGACAUUUUUUUAAUUGCAAAAGACGCCCUCAGGCUGGUUAUUAUCAUCUACAGAGAUAUACAAGAACAUUUUUAACAGACUUUAAGUAAAUAUGUGUUUGUGGUUAACCACUGUUAAAUAAAGUCAACGUGUUGUUCAGAUGUGAAGCUGAUAGCAGAGGACUUCCACUCUUUGGAUGGAGGUGAUAAGCGACUAAAGAAGGUGCGGGUUAUCCUCUUGACCCCAAAGUGUUCUGUGUCUGCAGUCAGCAACCCGGUCGAGUUCAUACUACAAGAGAAUGGAGGUACAAACAAGACAUUUCUAUACAGCUGUAAAGUGUGAAUUUCCAAACAAUGUUUCUGUAACCUUGUUUCCUUUAUAUCCUGAUUUGUCCGUACCAAAGUAUGUCUGAGGAUGGUAAGUCAUCACAAUUCAGAGUGCUGUGUGAACUUUAACAAUUUGAGCUCAUCCUGUGUGACUUGUAGGAAUAAAACUUGUAUUAUGUGAAUGCAAGUUAUGACAUCUCCAAACCCUUCAUAGUUGUCUUCCUUUUUUCCAGUUCGACAUGAAGUCCAUAAUUAUAAGAUAAAGCAUUUUUACACUGAACAUUUUUAUUACUUACUUCCCUUCCAUCUAACUACUUUUUCCUGUGUGCUCUUGGCGAUGACUUUUACUGAAAUUCUGCUCUUUUGAACCACUUCACUUUCAUUUUCUCAGACCCAGACAUAUUGCAGGACUUAUCCCAGGACUCCGUUUCCCAAAGCAAACUGGAGGCUCUGGUUGCCCAGCAGAGGAAGGAUAUUGAUCAUUCCUUGAAGUGUGAGUGUUGAGCCACCUGCUCAUAUGUUGACUUGCGCACAGACACACACACACCAAACCCAGACACACUCAAACUCAUGAAGUAUGAGCUCGGUCUCCAGUGUGAAGCCUCUCUCACCUCUCUGACACGAUGAAGCUUAUACUUCCUAAUUAUCUAAUCUGGUUUACCAUUAGACUGAAGCCUUUGGUGUCCCUUAGAGAUCGUCUGAGUCUUAAUUAGGAAUGCUAAUGGUGCUUUGCACGGACCAGCCGCAGUCUGAUGAAGCAUUCCCUGCAUAUUUUACUGAAGUGAUUAGUGAUACUGCUUUAUAUUGCACACUGUCUUAAAUAUUGAAUGUAUCUCAGUGACCUACUUUGUCAGGACAUUAUAUUGUACUUGUUACGUGUUACAUAUGUUCCAUCUUGCAGUAAAGGCUUUACGGCUCUGUUAAAUUCAAUAUACUGUGUGUAGUUAUUUAUUCCAUUCAGCAGUGUGUGAAAUGGUGUUCACCCAUUAACUUCGGUCUGUUGUGCCGUGCAUUCUGUGUUGUUCAGGUUAUUCUCAUUGAGCAGGUGGAGUCUUUCUGUCAGUGAUGAAAAUCAGCUGUUUUAAUCAGGCUACCAUCGAAUGGCCCUUGACUACAUUUUUGCUUGUGUAGAUGCUUUCUAGUACCAUUAAUUAAUGGUGGGUAUGUAUUGAGUGUCUCUGCUUUGUGGGUCGAUGGACUCAUUUCAGCGUCUUCACACAGGCACAUCAACAAAGAAAUGCUCUCACACACAGGUACAAAUACGCUUCUGUAGCUCUUGAGGUGGAUAUCUCAUAAAACAGUACAUCCUAGUGAAAUGUCUGAGCUGAGAUCUGGCCUUCUGAAAAGCAAAUUUUCACAUUUGGUCGGGAAAUGAUUUAGUACAUCUGAGUGGGUUUUAUUUGUUAUUGGUCUAGUCUUAAUGGUUCCUGUCUGGCUAUAAUUAGAGAGCAAGAGAAGAAUCAACGCUUAAAUGAGGAGAGUCAAACUGCAGAUAACUUGUCAAAUCAACAAGCCAGAAGCAGCUGAAUAGGCGAGCAUUGUACAUACAUAAACAAGUCUGGAAAUUAAUAUUCAAGGACAUAUUUCUUUAUAGGCAGUGCAUGAUGAGGAAGAUGACUGCAUUCGAAUAAUCUUUUAAUUGUUACAAAAUAAAGGAAAGAUUUUUAUAUUUGAUUUAUAUACAGUUUGUUUGAAGGUAUGAUCGACUUGUGAGAAAAGCGGUUAAAGAAUAAACGCUGUUGAAUUCACAUCCAUAUAUCAAGUUACUUUGUGUUUGUGUUUUGUACAGUUCCACGGGUUUUGGCAGUCAUUUACUCCACCUGUUCAUCAUACUCGGAUGAGAACGAGGUGGUGGUGAACAGAGCCCUGGAGCAGGCCAAGACCCGCUCUGAGCAGGAGGGAGAACCAAGACAAGCAACCUUCAGGUCAGCCUCAGCCUCUGCAGCAUCUCAGCGCCCUGGUGCAUGAUCAGCAUCUGCCUCUGUCCUUGUCUUUGUCUUUGUUUACUUUUUUGCCUUGCUGUCUGUCAGCAAGCUCAGGUGCUCGUCUGUCUCCUUCCAGAAAGGCUUCUGUCAAAGCCUCAGCACACCUCAGGCACCACCUGAGGGAGAUCCAGAGGAAAUAUCAUCAGGGAUGCCAUUUUAUGUCUAGAAAUGCUGUGAAAAGGGCAGAUAAAAGGUUUCCAGAUGGCUCGCCCUCUCACAGACAUACUUUUUCUUUUUUCUAUUGUUGUUUUAUUGUGGGUGUUUGUCGAGUUUAAACAAUUGCUGAAGUUUACAAAUCCCGCAGAGUUAAAUAUACCAAGAUUUACUCCUCUCUGCAGUGAGCUGCCUUGGUGUGCUGGCUGUGCCUCAGGCUUGCAUAAAUAGACUCAAAUGUUUUUAUUACUGGUAUGGAUCAGAAUAAGAUGCUUGUCCAUUCACCUGCAUAGUUAUAAUAGCUUUUCUGCUGCUUUUUCUGUCAGUAGUUGGUUUUACUAUACUUUUCUUCUUGUGUAUCUGUGUUUAGGAUUAUUCCAUCUCCAUUCAGCAAUCCUGACUCUGCCGAGGCCUCAGGUGAAACAAAGCCUUUCUUCAAGUUGGAGCCCUCAGCGCUGAGCAAUGGUUGCUUUCUGGCUGUUUUUAGCAAAGAGGUAAACAUCACUCAAACAGAGCACCUCACAGAGUGAAGCAGUCAUUAACCCGAUGAAUUGACAAAUGAGUUGGUUUCUAUAAUUAUAAUUUAUUGUUGCACUGGAACAAUCACACACACGGGGUCUGUAGUCAAUUUGGUAUCUUAAUAUUUUAUAGAGCGCUGAACACAAGACAACUGUAAUGACUGAUAAGUGACAACAAUAGCUCAAUGUUGCAGCUAUUUUUUGCUGCAGUUUUGCAAACUUUGUGACUUUUUUAUACAGCUUUUCCUUCGAAGCAUCAUGUUUUAAUGGUGACAUUGCUUUUAAAUGAAUUUUACUCCUUCAAAAGUCUCUGUCGCAACCAUAGACUGUAUAUAAAAUGGACACCGUCUGCCUCCUCGCUGGGUGAAACCACUCCGAGAACAGCACCCUCUGGUGACGGGCUGCAGUAUAGGUCAUAAAUCCCACCAUCGCCAGCAAAACUUAUGGAGUUGUGGACAAACUUUAGAAAGUAAUUACACAGAAUAUAAUUUUUUCUUCCCCCUGCUUGCGAUGUUGACAUGUAGUUACUGUAAGACUGGUUUGUGCUCAAGUCCUCUUUUUUCUGCACAGCUCCAUUUUUAAAAGUUAUUAGGGGGUUCAUGUUUACUAUGAUUGACACUUGAUCAUAUGAGUAUAGGAAAAUUGUGAAGCUCAGCCGCGGGAUACGCCGUUUGAGCCGAGUGUCAUCACAGCGACUCUCUGCUACUCUCUGCAACUCUCCCGCCAAAUGGGUAUCAUGCUACUGCGCAAAUGGUGGAGUGCGUACAACGUUACUGCGCAAUGUUUCAGGUUUCAGGAAGUGGAGAAAAAUCACGGAAUUACCAAGAGCUUUUCAGCUUCAAAUCCAUAUACUGUCGGAAGGCAGAACCAAGUUGUCCAUAGUGUAUACAGUCUAUGGUUGCAACUUCCUCACAAAAUAAUAUUAGCAGUCCAUGCCUGCUUUCAAGGCAGCCAAAAAGACAAGCAAGGAGGGACAAAUAUAAUUCAUCUAGUAUCAGGCCCCAGUAGGCUGUCUGAAAUUUAGUGACAGAAAAGUACCAACAAUAGACAAGUCUCUGAUCACAGACCUUUCCAAAACAAAACCAAGAGGGAAAUGUGGCUGACAGUUUGGUUUUAAAGUGCUCAAUAAGUAAAAACACAUCUUCGGCUGCAAAAAUUAAGCCAUAAUUUGGUUUCAACUUCUCAGACUGGUGCUUGGCCAAACCCUUGAGACAGAACAAAGCAGAGUGGGACAAAGGUCAGGCAACUAGCAGAAGUAGAAAGCUAGGUCACAAAUGUAGGUGUCCUAACUGAGUCUACUCAAAAAAUAAAGUGCAAAAUGUCUAGAAGAGGUAGGGAUGAGUGGCAAUGCAUUUAGAACUGUGGAAAAAUCAGUGGAUAGAGACUGGAAAUAAAAGUCAGGUUGUUAUGAUAUAAUGGAGGGAUGAGAUAAGGGAGGGAAGUUAAAGUUAGAGUCAGAACAAAGCAUUUCAUUAUCCAAGUGGAGCCUGGGAGAAUAGAGAGAAACUAGAUCUUCUCUACUUUGCUGUGUGUGAUCUGUCUGUGUCUGCAUAAUAAUUCUACUUUAAAAUUAAACACAUUCCAAGUGUCUCUGGUUUGGUUGGGGUUUAUUGCAGCAAUUUCAACAACUGACAGAAGCUUUAUGAUACUUCUCAGACUUCUAUAUGAACACUAACAGGGAGGAGGCACUCUGCCCCCGACUCUGUUUUGUGUCUCCUUCAACCUCCAUGUUUUGACCAAACUUACUCCUCUCAUUUCAUCUGAUAAUCUCAGUCCAAACCACUAUCCUCGUCUUUUUUAUCAUAUUGAUCUUGGUCUUAAGUACGGUUAUUGCAGGAGGUAAGCCAGCUCUCACUUGUUAUGGCUGCAGUUCAUUGACAGAGGUGCAUUAGCAAGUCUUUGUGACCGGGUUCCCUCACAUCCUCAUCAUCCACAACAUGGCCACGUUUACAACAUACUUCACACAUUAUGAAACCUGCUCUUACACUUAUUAUACCAGUGUGGGGUUAUUAAGCCAUUUCACCCCUACUGGGUGUGACAGAGCUCGCUUGCACCAUAGCGCCUUCUCGUCUCCGGCCAUCCAUCAUGUUUUAUUCCUCCACAGAUAGGAAUGAAAAGAUAAUCAAACUGCAGUAAUGGAGCUGCAAGCAGGACUUUUUUUCCUCCCUACCUCCAAUAAACUCAGCUAAUCAAAAGUUAUUGUGGCACUCUGAAAAUGCCAUAUAAAAAUAGCAAUCGUAUAAGUGUUUGAAUGCUGUCUGGCUUACAUUGACUUUGAUUAAAGCCCCCUGUAAAGUGCAUUGAUAGGCACUCUGUACAGAAACAUCUGGGGAUGAUAAAGACGAUAAAUGAACGUGUUUCUGGUCUAAUUUCCACCAAAAUCUAAACUCAUCAUGGAUGGAAUUUAGAAAUUUAGUUGAUAUAAAAUGGAAUUCAACAGUUCCUGCACUUUUCACUUUGCCUUUUCAGUUUUAUUGUUUAAAGAGUGAGUCUGAUGAAUUUGGACACAGGUAUCAAAAGACAAUGGGCUCAGCUCAUUUUGGCACAGUGAUGAAGGAAGCGAAAGAUUAACAGGGUAUGGCAGAGUUGGUUAGUGGAGAUGGAGAGAAAGUGAGAUUUACAGAAGUGAGGGGAAAGAAAGGGAAGCGAAGGAGAGUGCCUGUUGAAUAAUUCAGCGCCCCCUGUCUGCAUGAGUUAGCAUCAAUGAAGUUCAGGGUGUCCACCAAAGACUGCAGCCCUGUUUCUGAAGAAUGUUUACCUGUAUGCAUGGAGUGUCAACAGUUAAGAGGAGCAGAGUCCUCCUUAUAUACCCAUGCACGGCACUUAACAGCACGCGCACACACCUGUGUACACUGGAUUACACAUAUCUUAUGCAAGCAUAUACACAUUUGCAUUUAAGUGCGUGCAAACACUUAAAAAACAAAAUAUACAGUUAAACCCAUACAAGCUGUGUGUCUCAGCAGUGUACACAGUGCUUGUGAAUAAUUCAGGUGUUGAGGAGAGCAGUAGGCUGCUGUGUGGGCUGCUGCUGAGACAGCAAGUGACCCUGCAACCAGCAGCAAGGACAUGGUGGUUGUCUUGUCUCCGCCCCUUCCCUUUCUCCUCCUCCAACUUCUUCUUCUUUACCCCUCCUCCCUUUCCACUCUCCUCUCCUCUCCUCUCCUUUCCUCUCCUCUCCUCUCUUCUCCUCUCCUCACCUCGCCUCUCCUCUCCUCGCCUCGCCUCUCCUCUCCUCUCCCCUUAAGUCUUUUCUCCCUUGCUUCCCUAUACUAUUGUACUAAAUACACAUGGUCUACAGCACCAGGACUGUAAUUUGCGUUUCUAAUGUUGAAAAAAAGUCUUUCUUGAGUAUAUCUUUUUAGUGUUGACUAUGAGAUUUUAGCUUUGUUACUACUACCUAUAAUUCCAUUUUUUAUCAUUUUUUAGACAUUUGUGGUUAUGUCUAAAAAACUGAAAGAUUCUGCAUUCUUCUUUGUCAACAGCCAGAGCCAGAGGUCAAAGAGACACCACAUGAAGUGCUACAAAGGGCAAAUGCCAAAGGCAUAUUAGACAGAAUCGGCUUAAACAAGCCUACCAGAAAAGAGCGACAUGGACAAACCAACAGAAUGACAAAAACAACCAGUGCUCUAAACUCGACACCCAACCUUGCUGUCAGUUCACAGUCUAAGAACAAGGAGACCAAGGGCAGCAGCACUUCAACUUUGUGUGGACAUCAGGAGUUUAAUAACAGGCGGCAGGCAUCACAAGGUGGGCAUAUUUGCUUCAGAUCAGUAUUGAAGGGAUUCAGCAUGUUCACGCAUUCAAAUCCAGUUCUUUCCUCCGCUUCUUCUUUUUUUUUCCGCUUUUACAGCUUUCAUUUCUUGUGUCACUUGAGCUGUCAGCUUUAAAACUGAUCAGCUCCCUUGGGAGAUGUUUGCUUUUAAUUUUCUCAUUUCUAAUGAUUAUAUCUUUUUGAAUUACUCAACUUUUUAAAAAGGAAAUGGAAAUUCUACAAAUUCACUGAAAGUUGUUAAUUUCUGGAUCUUAUCAAAUUAAGAUUCUCUUAUUUAACAGACCCAAUUUAAUCUGUACUGCAUUGACGAGACAUUUAUGCUUUAACAUUUUUUGGUACGUUGUACUAUUUGUGAAUAUAAACAGUGAAAGUUUUAUGCUCUUUUUUCAUGCUUUUUUCACUCUUGCAUUGGUGUGUAUUGCAUGAGUGUUGAGACUCAGAGAGGGUAGUUCAUAGAUGCUUAAAAAAAUCUUGCAAACCUGUAAAAGUUGCCACAAACUUUGUUAUAGACCAAUAAAGAAGGCAUUGAAAUGUAUGCAAUCUUGUGCUGCUUGUGUCAAAAGGGUGAGUAUGUACACUUCAGCCUGUAAAGCUUUAUCCUCUGCCUUUUCUUUUAUACUAUAACAUUGGUAGAAAUUUCUGGAGGACACCAAUGCAAGCACAUUUUCUGAAUCAAUGCCCUGGGCUCAUUUCUGGAAGUAAAGAUAUGACAAUUGGGAUGCUCACUGUCGAGUCUUUUGUGUGAUAGCAGUUAUGGUUUUGGCAUAUUGACAGAAGUUUGAGACGGUAUUUUUUCUAGAGAUCCCAGGGAUAUCAACUGGCUAAACCAGGAUUACAAAGUCAUGAUCACCAGAGUAACAUCUGAGAAACAGAGAAGAGACAUGUUCACACUUUUUUUAAUAUGUCAAGGCACGACAACCCUCAUCAAAGUAAUUAAUUCUCAUCUGCUUAAACUCAUCACCAAUCUUGUCCUCCUCACUUCUAUUCUCAAAAUCAACCUACUGUAAUGUAAAAUCUUGUCUCAUGCAACAUUCAAGUCCAAACUGAUAUGUUUUUGUCUUUCAGGAAAAGUCAAACCCCUGAGCCUUCAGGCCUCAAAGAUUACAACAUCCAGUCCUUUCUCCUCUUCAAAACUGGAAAGCACCAGCUCUCUGUCAUCAGCCAAACGAGAAAACACCACAUUAAGGAAAACCAUCAAUCCUGUAUUUAAAACUACAACUUCCAGCACCCCUCCGCAUCUGGCUCCUCCUCCUACUACCCCCACGGUUCCUCCAGUUAUCCGCCCACGCAAGGUUCAACAGGUGGUGCUGAAGCCUGUUGUGCUUGUCUUUCCUCCUGUUCACUUUCCCAACUUCUUUCCAUCCCAGAAUGGCCAGACAGAAUAUUGUCCCAGCAUCAACCACAGCAAGCUAAGGACCCGAACUCAAACUGAACUCCUUCCCCGCUCAAAUGGAGACAUCCACAAGGAUAUCUUGGUGAAAUCCCGACCUCUGUUUAAAGUCGAAUAUCCAUAG
Messenger RNA from Xyrichtys novacula (pearly razorfish), 19947 nucleotides. Lineage: Eukaryota; Metazoa; Chordata; Actinopteri; Labriformes; Labridae. The record is from the annotation of a GenBank genome assembly.